Molecule: messenger RNA, 2991 nt
Organism: Arachis stenosperma
Lineage: Eukaryota; Viridiplantae; Streptophyta; Magnoliopsida; Fabales; Fabaceae
Exons: 5
Coding region: 1-2991 (996 amino acids)
Biological process (GO): DNA integration
Molecular function (GO): nucleic acid binding
Source: RefSeq, a predicted model, not a curated record
AUGCAGAAUCAAGAUGCUGCCAUCAAGAAACAGGAAACACAGAUUGAAUUCCUAUUCAAGCAAACCCCUGGGCACAACAAUUGCAGCAAUAUUAACUCAAUACCAAGGGAAGAAUGUCAGGCCAUCACCCUCAGGAGUGGGAAGGAAUUGAAGGAGACCCACAAGAAACCACCAGAGAAGGAAUUGGAUGAAGAAAAUAAGGGACAUGAGGAAUCUCACACCUCAAUCCCCAAGUCACAUCAAGAAAGAGAAGUGCCCAAUCCAUGCCUCUCAAAGGCCCCAUACCCACAACAGUUGCAAUUAAAGAAGAAGGGAGAGGACAAUCAAUUCUCAAGAUUUUGGGAGAUCUUCAAGAAAUUACAAAUAAACAUACCCUUUGCUGAAGCCAUCGAGCAAAUGCCACUCUAUGCCAAGUUCUUGAAGGAGUUGAUGACCAAAAAGAGAAGCUGGAAGAAUAAUGAGACUGUGGUACUUACAGAAGAAUGUAGCGCCAUCAUCCAACACAAAUUGCCUCAAAAAUUGAAGGAUCCUGGGAGUUUCCAAAUCCCUUGUAUCAUUGGAGAAAUCACUGUGGAAAAGGCUUUAUGUGAUCUAGGAGGCAGCAUAAAUCUAAUGUCUCUAGCAAUGAUGAAAAAGAUGAAGAUUGAAGAAGCCAAACCAACAAGAAUGGCCCUCCAACUAGCAGACAGGUCAUUCAAAUUUCCCCAUGGGGUACUAGAAGACUUGUUGGUGAAGGUGGGAGACUUUAUUUUCCCAACAGAUUUUAUAGUACUAGACAUGGAAGAAGGAGCUAAGACCUCCAUCAUCCUGGGGAGGCCAUUUUUAGCCACUGCCAGAGCCAUUAUUGAUGUCCAAAAGGGUGAACUUAUCCUCAGAUUACACGAGGAGAAAAUGACAUUGAAUGUGUUUAAGGCCAUGAGAUACCCACAUGACUUAUUGGGAGAAUGUAUGAGGUUGGACUCAGUAGAAGCUUUGGUACAAGAAACUCUUGAAGAAGAGCUUGAAGCAUCAACAGAAGAGGAGUUAGCAACAAGCGAAGAAGCUGCAGCCGCUGAAAUACAUGUUCAAUGUGGGCUAGAAGAGAAGGAAGAAAGAAAAGAAGCACCCAUAUUGGAGCUUAAAGCACUGCCAACCACUCUCAAGUAUGCAUACUUGGGAGAAAAUAAAAGCUAUCCAGUAAUCAUAAAUUCAGCUUUCAGCCAAGAACAAGAGGAAGAAUUGCUUCAAGUCUUACGAAGGCAUAAAGAUGCAACUGGAUGGACACUUGCUAACUUGAAGGGAAUCAGUUCAGCCAUAUGCAUGCAUAAGAUACUCCUAGAAGAAGGUGCCAGACCUUCCAUUCAGCCCCAAAGAAGGUUAAAUCCAGCAAUGAAAGAAGUAGUGCAGAAAGAACUCAUGAAGUUGUGGCAGGGAGGAGAAAUCUAUCCAAUCUCAGACAGCCAAUGGGUUAGUCCAGUUCAGGUGGUCCCCAAGAAGGGGGGAAUCACUGUGGUGCCCAACGAAAGCAACGAGCUAAUCCCUACAAGAACCAUUACAGGCUGGAGAAUGUGUGUUGACUACAGGAAGCUUAAUGAGGCCACAAGAAAAGAUCAUUUCCUACUUCCCUUCAUGGACCAAAUGUUGGAAAGACUUGCGGGACAUGCAUAUUAUUAUUUUCUAUAUGGGUAUUCAGGAUAUAACCAAAUAGUGGUUGAUCCAAGAGACCAAGAUAAAACAUCAUUCACUUGCCCAUAUGGAGUGUUUGCCUAUAGGCGCAUGCCAUUCGGGCUAUGGCAGAGGAAAGAUAACUUAGUCCAUGUGAUAUACUAUGCUAGCAAAGUCUUCAAUGAUGCUCAAAGAAACUAUACCACUACUGAAAAGGAGUUACUAGCAAUAGUUUUUGCAUGUGAUAAGUUCAGAUCAUAUCUCAUUGGUGCUAAAGAAUUCAAUAUUGAAAUCAGAGACAAGAAAGGAGUGGAGAACAAGGUAGCAGAUCACUUAUCCAGAAUCCGUCAUGAGGAAGGUGGAACACAUGAUACAAGUGAGAACGAACUCUUCCUUGAUGAGCAAUUAAUGACAAUUCACAAAGCACCAUGGUUUGCAGACAUUGCCAACUUCAAGGCAACCGGGGCUCUACCUCUAGGGAUCAAUAAACAUCAAAAAAGAAAACUCAUAAAUGAUGCAAAAUAUUUUGUCUGGGAUGAGCCAUAUCUCUUCAAGAAGUGUUCAGAUGGAAUCCUUAGAAGAUGUGUCUCGGAAGAAGAAGGACGAGAGGAUGCUAAAGAACUAGUAAAGAGCUGCAAUGAAUGCCAAAGAUCUGGAAACUUGCCCAAAGGAAAUGAGAUGCCACAAAAUUUCAUCUUGGAACUGGAACUGUUUGAUGUGUGGGGAAUCGAUUUCAUGGGACCAUACCCAACCUCAUAUUCAAACAAGUACAUCUUGGUAGCAGUGGAUUACGUUUCCAAGUGUAUAGAGGCUAUUGCCACUCCAACGAAUGAUAAUAAGAUGGUCAUGAACUUCCUCAGGAAGAAUAUCUUUAGCCGUUUUGGAGUCCCCCGAGCACUUAUCAGUGAUGGAGGGAGUCAUUUUUGUAACAGACCACUAGAAGCUCUCCUCCUACGAUAUGGGCUGCACCACGUCCAGCCUGCCUCGCCAUCGCCGCCGUUAUUAUUGCCGACGAAGAGGACGCCGUCGUCGCUGUUCAAGGAGGAAGGAAGAACCGCGCGAGAGCCAAGGGAGGAGGGAACCUUUGCUGCGUCGCCGUCAGCGCUGUGGGUUGCCGCUGCUAUCCUCGCGAGCUGCCACUGCGUCGCCGUUACUGAGCUGCAGCGCCGCCGUUGUCGCACCCUGCUGCUGCCAUGUCUCACCAAGCCGUCACUGGAGGAGGAAGUUGCUCUACCACCCUCCGAGCUUGCUGUUGCAGUUGCCUAUACCGCUGCCGUAGCUUCUUCGUUCUGUUAUUACUUUCUAAUUGUUGUAAGACAUUCUUGCUGUUAUCUCAAUCUGAGUUAG